Messenger RNA from Malurus melanocephalus (red-backed fairy wren), 2925 nucleotides. It is a transcript of the gene IHO1, whose product is annotated as interactor of HORMAD1 1. Gene Ontology annotation, cellular component: condensed nuclear chromosome. Lineage: Eukaryota; Metazoa; Chordata; Aves; Passeriformes; Maluridae. The record is from RefSeq and is a predicted model, not a curated record. Gene Ontology annotation, biological process: homologous chromosome pairing at meiosis; meiotic DNA double-strand break formation; DNA recombination. The coding region runs from base 71 to 1930 and encodes 619 amino acids. The transcript has 6 exons.
UUUGGCUUUUUAAUUGCUCCAGAUUCAUUCACAUCCCUCUUUGUACCAUUUCAGGCCUAAUAAGUUUUCCAUGAGGAGCAGCACUGCCAGUGACUACUCGAGUCUGAGUGAUUCUCAGCUGCUCUUCGGCUCCCAGUUCUGCCCAGAGAACGUGCAGUCRGCAGCAGCACCGCUGGAGCUGGGCACACAGCUGGGACAGCAGAACUCCCAGGACAGUGAGCCCAAUAUUUUUACCAAAUACCAGACAAAACCACAGUUAUUUGAUGAAGAAAUAAGAGAAAAAGGUUCACUUAAUUUUGGUGCAGGAAGGGUGAAAAGUGUCUUGGAAAGUUUUGAAGUGAAUAAGAACAAAAUAAAGGACAAAUAUGAGCGUGAAGUCCUAGGCUCCUUUAUUUCCAGCAUCAAAGACAGGCUUCAAGAGCUGCAAGCAUGCUUUGAGAAGCUUGAAGAAAUGUUUGAUUCCAAGCACAAAUCCAUAUUGGUUUGCCUAGAAACCCUUUCCAAGACAUUGGAAGAUGCUCUUCAAAGUCACUGCAGCUUGGUGCUGAAAGCUUUGACAGAUAAAAGCCAAAUGGAGCAGGCACUGCUGGAGAUGGAGAGGAGACUUGUAGCUAAAGAUGUGGAGAUUUUGGAYAUGAAAUCCAGUAUCCAGCUGCUGAAGGAGGGCCUAGAGUCAUUGCCAGCCCAGCUGAAUGACCAGUUCCUGAAAGUGUGUAAAGAACUUGGCUUCCUGAAGCUCUGUAAUGCCUCAGCUGUGCAGCACACACCUUUACCUAGUGUCAGCAUCCCUGCUCACAUGACAGAUAAACCUUCCCAGACCUCUCCUGGGCUGUGCCAGCUCUGUGUGCCGGGUGAGGAGCACCCACAGUGGCCAUGCUGCCCAGGCAGGGGAGUUCACAGCUGCUCAGGCUGUUCUCAUUUCUCCCGUGUGACAGUGGGGCAGCAACAUGGACACUGCCCUGAAAGGAAUCAGGUCACUGCAGAGGGCAUGUCUAAGGGUGACCUAAACCCAGCCUCAGAAGACAAAGCUGGCCCCAUUGCUAGAGCAKCCUGUGGCAGAACAAACACCUCUUUGCCAGAGGUGAAAUACAUCUUGGAGACACAGAGCUGUGCUGCCCGUCCUUGCACGUGCUGGGCUGGCAAACACAUUUUGGGGAGCAGUCAGAAGAAACACUAUCCUGCACCACUGGAAGAGCCUCUACCAACCCCACUGAGGAAGGCAUUCAGGAGAGGCYCUCGAGGGUUUGAACCCCUGACACCAGCACAGCAGCAGCAGCCUCAGAUUCGCCACUAUUCUGCACAGAAAGCUACACCUGGACAAAGACACAGCAACUGGUCCACAGACCACGAGGUGGAGAAGGAAGUUGUAGGGAACAAAACAAAACAUAGUCCAGGAAGGAUCCACUGGAAAAAAGCUAUAGGAAGAAAGAAAGCAUACUCCACUAAGAGGAAAAGCCAGCAUUCUAGAUGUGCUGACAGUGGGUUGAAGCAGAGGAAGGCAAAUGGGAUUAUUGAGUUGGAAAGCUCCAGAAAAAAUUGCCUUCCCAGAUACAUGGUUGAUCUCAAUUCRGAAAGCUCUGACCCGUUUUUUGCAGCUCCCCAUCAGCAGAUCCUCAGCAGUGCACAGCUGGGGCUUACAAAGAGUUUUCCACCAGUGCCACGCUUUGAUAAAAGUCUGCAACAACUUUCAAGCCGUAGUAGUCUUGAAAUUAAAAACAGAGUGAAUGUUUCCAAUGUGAAAAGGUGUCUCUUGGAUUCCUCUCCUGAAGAGAAUGUACUAUCCCUGUGUAGCACAACAGGUGUAGAGCAAAYGAGCCCCUUCAGCCUCCCAAGCCCCACAAAUUCCAGGAAACCACAUCCUGUCAAUCCACUGCCUCAGCAGAACACAGCCCGUUGCUCUUUACUGUUUGAUUGUGAUUCUUCUGAUUAAAGGGGYUAUUUCAUGUUUGGAGCCCUUAGUGCAGGUUUGUCCAUUUCAGUUGYAGUUUAUUCCUCCAGGUGUGUUACCUGCUUAGUCAGAGGCAAGACUCAGGUCCGGAUGCUUGAAAGUGCUAUUGCCCAGUUUGAGAUAGUGUACGGGAGGACAAUGGGGGGUCUGACCAGGGCUAUCCCCUUGUUUAAAAAGCCAAAGGAAUCUGUAUUGCUUUAUUUCCCUGCUCCCAUGGGCUGCCAUGGGCUCCAGUUACCAUAGUAUUUACACAGCAGAGAAGUAUCUGACAUUCCCAGGGAGGAGAGGGCUGGCAGAACACAGGCAAGCAGCUCCAUCAGAUUUGGCACUGAGAUCUACUGGAAACUCUUCAAGAUAGAUCGAYAAAAUGCUAUCUCUGUGGCCAGAGUCUUCACUCUGUUUCUCAUUUGUAGUAUCUCCAUUGUUUUGUUGUGUAAAAGUUCAGGUUUUUAGUAGAGUAGUAUUGUUCUGGUUGAUAUCAGUAAGGUUCAGAUUUGUCUCAGAAGUUGUUUGUGAACUUUGGACAGGACAGGUUUAACUGAGGAAAACCAAAUCCCAGCAUCUCAGGUUCAUCCGCUAUUGUACCUCUUCUCCUCACAGGCUGAAAUUCCUUGGUUUCAGAGAUUACAGGAUAUUAUUUUGUUUCUACUUUGCUUGUCUCUUGUAUCUCUUGGCUGAUUAAAGAAUUCUCCAACAUACCCUUUCCAAGGGCAGUGAUUCUCAGAGACCAAAGAUACAACAGGCAGCUCCAGCAGAUGAGAUGUUGGACAGUCCAAAUUCCCACAGAGAAACUGUUUCCAGGGUACCCAGCUGUGACUAUGGGCAGCUCCCACUGCCUCRGGCAUUUGUGUCACAUUUGAUUUUUAAUCUGAAAUGUUACCAGCAAAAGAAGCAUUUGGUGUUGACAAAACCAUAUUGCCACAAAUCCAAAUUAUCCAGCUCAGUCAUCCCAAGGGAAAUGGCUGGGAUGCCUUUUC